AUGGAGGGUGACAUAGCUGUGGGUAACCAGUUUAAAACAAAAGCCGAAUGUGUUCGUGCCAUCUCUAAAUAUCAUAUGAAACAAUGUAUUGAUUUCAAGGUGAAUUUUUCUGACAAAAAAAGAUAUGAAAUAUGUUGUAGAAACGCUACAUGCAAGUUUCGACUUUUGGCGUCCUUUCGAAAGAGGAGCGACCUAUGGGAGAUAGGCAUUAUGAACUCACUACAUAGUUGUUCAACAUCUAUGUUCAAUCAGGAUCAUAGGCAACUUAGCUCUCAGAUAAUGUGUCAACAUUUAAUGCCCCUUGUUGAUAAGGACCCUUCAACUAAGGUGAGCGUAUGUAUUAGUGAGAUUGUGUCUGAAUUCAAAUUUACUCCGUCGUACAAGAAAACAUGGAUUGCAAGGAAUAAGGCUAUCGAACAGGUAUACGGUAACUGGGAGAAUUCAUACAAUGAGCUGCCACACUACUUGUUAGCUCUCAAGAAAUUUGUUCCUGGUACAGUGGUAGAAAUGCAAACACUUCCCGUAUAUACAGAUGACGGAACUGUUGUCAAUGGAAAACAAAUUUUCCAUCGACUUUUCUGGGCAUUCCAACCAAGCAUUAAAGGGUUUGCAUAUUGCAAACCUAUACUUCAGGUUGAUGGUACCUGGUUAUAUGGUAAGUACAAAGGUACCCUACUAAUGGCGGUAGCUCAAGAUGGAAAUAGUAAUAUCUUUCCAGUUGCUUUUACUCUUGUGGAGGGGGAGACCGCAGAUGGUUGGGGUUUCUUUCUAAAGAACUUGAGAAUGCAUGUAGCCCCUCAUCCUGGCUUGUGUUUGAUUUCAGACAGGCAUGCAUCAAUUGAAAGUGCUUACAAUAAUCCAGAGAAUGGUUGGCAUGAGCCUCCAUCUGUACAUGUCUAUUGGUACGCUUUGAACCAACCAACAUUCCACUACUACCGAAAUGAAAUUGGUAUGGCUAAUGGUGAUGCUUUAAGAUGGCUAGACAAUAUUCCAUUGGAAAAGUGGACGAGGGCAUUUGAUGGAGGUCGGCGUUGGGGUCACAUGACAACAAACCUGGUGGAAUCGAUGAACUCGGUAUUCAAAGGGACACGUAAUCUACCUAUUAUGGCAUUGGUGCGUGCAACAUACUAUAGGAUGGGAACACUUUUUGCUGAAAGGGGUGCUAAGUGGAGUGCAGUAUUGAGUUCUGGACAAACAUUUACAGAAAGUUGCAUGAAGGUGAGGAAAGAAGAAACGGCAAAAUCCAGCACGCAUCAUGUAAGAAUAUUUGACUAUAACCAUAACACUUUCAGUGUGAAGGAGACAAUGGACCAUGGUGAAGGAAAGCCUAUGGGAGAUUACAAGGUAAACCUAAGAGAUCUUUGGUGUGACUGUGGAAAGUAUCAAGCUUACCGUGUUCCUUGUUCACACGUUAUUGCUGCAUGUUCUAUGGUGCGCCAAGACGCCUAUGCUCUACUGUCCGACGAUUACAGAGUCUCAAACUUAUUCGGUGUUUACAGCACAAGUUUUCCAGUACUACCAUUAGAUGAGUAUUGGCCCUCCUUUGAAGGAGAUCAAAUUUGUCACAACCCAUUGAUGCGAAGGAACAAGAAAGGCCGUCCGGUGAGCUCACGUAUUAGAACGGAAAUGGACAAGUAUGAUAAGUUAGAGAGAAAAUGUGCGUUGUGUCGUCUUCCUGGUCACAACCGAACGAAUUGUCCAAAUGUUGGAACCAAAAUGAAGAAUCAGUUUGUUCAUGGACUAUCUGAAACGAUUGUUGGAGUUUUGGGUGGAGGUCAACUUGGUAGCAUGCUUUGUCAAGCUGCCACUAAGAUAGCAAUUAAGAUCGUGGUUCUAGAUCCUCAGGAGAAUUGUCCGGCAAGCUCGUUGUGUUAUCAGCACAUGGUUGAAAGCUUUGAUGACUGUGCAACAGUAGAGGAAUUUGCGAAGAGGUGUGGAGUUUUAACUUUUGAAAUUGAACACGUCAAUGUUACUACAUUGAAAAAACUCGAGAAACUCUUAAUUAUUUCUUUGACUAUGCAGGAUAAGUAUCUGCAAAAGGUUCACUUCUCUAAGCAUGGCAUUUCAGAGAAAACAGAAAGUAUAGUUUAUCGUGACUUAAAGCCCAAAAAUCUCUUACUUCAGAAGGAUGGCCAUGUUGUAUUAACUGAUUUCAAUCUAUCAUUUAUUACAUCUUGUAAACCCCAUGUGUUGGUUUUGUAA
Molecule: messenger RNA, 2202 nt
Organism: Vicia villosa (hairy vetch)
Lineage: Eukaryota; Viridiplantae; Streptophyta; Magnoliopsida; Fabales; Fabaceae
Exons: 6
Coding region: 1-2202 (733 amino acids)
Biological process (GO): protein phosphorylation
Cellular component (GO): chloroplast
Molecular function (GO): protein kinase activity; zinc ion binding; ATP binding
Source: RefSeq, a predicted model, not a curated record